Messenger RNA from Fusarium oxysporum Fo47, 3145 nucleotides. Its product is annotated as acyl transferase/acyl hydrolase/lysophospholipase. The transcript is spliced from 5 exons. Gene Ontology annotation, biological process: arachidonate metabolic process. Bases 119 to 3145 code for a protein of 1008 amino acids. Gene Ontology annotation, cellular component: membrane. Lineage: Eukaryota; Fungi; Ascomycota; Sordariomycetes; Hypocreales; Nectriaceae. The record is from RefSeq and is a predicted model, not a curated record.
UGACUACAUGCUGAACCGAUGAUAUAUAAACUUCCCUCGGCUCAUUACAACCUGAUACUCAUACAUUUACCCUCGCUCUUCCCGCGGUCGGUGUCUUGUUUUUAUUUCUCAACGCGGUAUGGAGCCCGGCGAAGGCAGUUUUCUCAGAUUUUGUUGUUUUGUUCGAUCUUUUCAAUGCGAAAGGGUUCCUUGUGACCUUUUGGUUCGCGCAUGCGAGGCAAAGCCAACUUGGUCAUCAAGUGGAGAGGUAGUUGAGAAGCUACCGCUGGAGGCCGGGGUUCCAGAAUGGCUUGUCGAUUUCUACGAUACCAACAAAUCUUUGUUCCAUAAUCCGGACAUUGGAGCACGUAUUGGAUGCAUGGAACUCAUAGUCGAGAAUGGUGUUCCAUACUUUGAGGUAGCAAAAGCAAGGCAGCCCGAACUUGAGCUCUAUCAGCUUUUAUCAAUCGCCGAUGAACGCUCCAUGGCCCAAGAGCGUAUUACUGUUGUCCUACAAGCAUUUCCUUCCAUCAACAUCGAGAUAAUUGGAGAAGAAAUUGUUGACAGGUUGAUGGAUAUCGCCACGAGAUCUGUCCUGCCAUUGCUCUCAUGUGUCACGGACGCAGAUAUCAAAGACUGGCUGCUGCCGAAUAACCACAGGGAGUUGGAGUCACACGUGUUCUCUCUCUUAGAGUUCCUGUAUCAGGUUAUUGCUAUCUUGGGCAUUGAACACCCCUUACUUCCGUUAUCAUUACCAGAGCGAAUAUUGAGUAUUGUUCCUCACGGUACGGGAAAUGACUGUAUCGCGUACCUUCAGAAGAUGGCAGACAUCUGGAAUCGAUCCCCAUACAAUGGUCAAAAUGCACUACAGUGCAACUUUUUAUCCUCUGAAGCCAGGGCUGACGAAAGAAGUCACGCCAUGCUUGGGUAUCUUUUAUCACUGCAAGAUGGGCAUUUUGCUGAAGCUCUAUCCACUUGGCAGCCUCUGCUAUCUAAUAGACCAUCCAAGAUGGAGUACUUGGCAGCGAUCAGCUUCUGCGACCAGUCGCGCCUAUCUUUGAUUGGGAAACCAGCCUUUCUCACAUUUGAUACCUGGGUAUUGGAAGGUCUCCUGCGUUCGCGACGGAAGCAACACGACCAAGCUGCGAAAGUCCUGGAGGCGACAAGGGUGGAACUCAUGUCCCGGUACAGACCAUGUUCCAUGCAGGUCGGAAUAGUCAUAGCCGAGCUCGCUAAUUGCUACAAUAUCCUCCGUCGAGAGGCACUGGCCGAGAUUACUUUGACGCCAACUCUCGAAGUACGACUAGCUUCAAAUCUCUCCAAUCGACGGGAUGGGAUCUAUCUCAGGUUGGCACUGGCCGAUUCCUUUAUAGGUCAGGCUAGAUACCAGGAUGCGGUGCCAGUACUCGAGAGCGUCAUUGAUAAGCCCAAUAUUUCAGCAACAUUUCGUAUGAUGAGCGCACUUCGUCUGGCAAGGUCACGGCGCAGGAUGCAUGACAACGCACAGAAGGCAUUUGAACCAAACAGCCCACUGUGGACAGGACUUUCACUCCUUGGCAGUGUGCCUGAAGUUCUUGUGAUGGAAUAUUUCGAAGAACUAGGUUGCAGCAUUUCAGAGAUACCGAACAGGCAGAUGGAUAGCUCAAGGAAUACGCAGGAGCUGAUAGAAGCAGUCAACUCCGUACUGUGUACAUCAAGCUCUCUAUCAGACAAACCAUGCUGGGAGUGGUAUGCAAAAUGUCAACAAGAAUUUUUGGGGCAAAUCACAAAAGCCACAAAGACAAACAAAGGGAAAGAAAGAGAAGAGGUUCUACAAAACGAAGAUCUGCAUAGAAUGGGGACUCCAAUUUCCCCCCAGACUUCUCCUUGUCUUCCUCCUCGAGUAGACGAUCACAAGUCCGAUGAUGAGGGACCUUGGUCAGAGAGAUUAGUCUUGUCAUUUGAUGGUGGAGGAGUUCGUGCUAUAUCCAGUCUAUUAAUUUUGAAGCGCAUCAUGCACCAAAUUAUGGUACUUGAAUUAACUCACCCCGACGGCCCAUCCUACUCAUGUGGCUCAGUCCCGUGGACAGAAGAUGAAAGUGGUGUACCGGAGUUACCAAAAGAGUCCGACAGGGUUGAUGGAUUUCUUCCCUGUCACUACUUUGACUACAUGGCUGGGACAUCAACUGGAGGUCUGAACAGCAUCAUGUUAGGCAGGGUACGUAUGACCGUCGACCGGGCUAUCGAUAAUUUUAUCGACUUCGGCAAUAGCGUUUUUGGUCAUCUUCAAUUGUUCCACGUCACAUCAGCAUACUUCCGCCCGCGAGCCAAAUAUUCAGCUGUUAAAGCUUGCGAAGCUUUCAAAAAGAUCGUUACGAGCAGGUUUCCCAGUACAUUAAGUGAAGCUCUAUCACUUGUAUCUUUGUGCCCAUGGGCAACCUUUGUGAUGGACGGAGGUUGCACUAAAACGAUGGCCAUUUCUUAUCGUGUUGAUGAUAAUGUUGAAAAAGCGCACAUCUGGAGAAGUUACGAUUAUCCUGAUAGCAACACAUGUUUGGACCGCUCAGCCGAGAUUUGGGAGGUUGCGAUGGCCACUUCCGCCACUCCAGGCUACUUUAGCCCGAUAAAGAUCAACGGAGCUACAUACAUAGAUGGAAGUUUGGUGGCGAAUAACCCUUCAUACAGGGCCCUUCGAGAAGUUUCAUCAAUUCACAGCAAGGCUCCAGUCGUUUUUGUCAACAUCGGGACAGGUAGACAGGUCGGGACCAAUGUCAUUUUUAGAAGUGACGCAAAAUGGCGAGACCGUCCCUGGAGCGAAAGACUUCAGCACCCGAACAGACUUUUUCAAUAUACCACCACAGAGUUUUACGCUGAAACUGAAACCAAGGAAUGGCUAGAGCUUGCUGAGCGUAUGGGACUAGAAAAGGCAUAUAGGCUCAGUGUCGAAGGAGAUCUGCAAACGAUUCCCUACGACGACUGGCGUCCGGCUGGUACAGGAAAGAAAACACUCCAAAAGAUCACAGAUUUCACAGAAGAGUAUCUCCGCAAAGACGAAGUCAGAGAUAUUAUUAAUAGUAUUGCCCAUGAGGCUGUUAGGAUUCGACGUGCACGAGCAAUAACAGGGCGAUGGGAGGCCUUUGCAAAGGGGUAUGCAUCUGAUUCCGAAUGGAUUAAUGCAGAUCGGUAG